Molecule: messenger RNA, 1827 nt
Organism: Cryphonectria parasitica EP155
Lineage: Eukaryota; Fungi; Ascomycota; Sordariomycetes; Diaporthales; Cryphonectriaceae
Exons: 2
Coding region: 1-1827 (608 amino acids)
Biological process (GO): SNARE complex assembly
Cellular component (GO): endosome; lytic vacuole
Molecular function (GO): SNARE binding
Source: RefSeq, a predicted model, not a curated record
AUGGCCGAGUCAUCGCGACCAGUACUCCUUCCUCAGAACCGCAAGAUCCGACACCUGCAAGGCAUCUUUGUGCGAAACCUCACCUUCGACAGGCCUCAGGGGCGAACGACAGAUGAUUCGGCAGUCAAGCAUUCGCCGGGUAAGAUUGAGUCCCUCCGCGAGACCUCUCAGCUUCAGCACUCGGCCUCCAGCGAGAACCUUCGUCCUGGGACUGCGCGGCGCCGGAGUACGAAUCUGGGCAACGCGACGCCCUUUACCAGACAGAGACACCUCGAGGCCUCGAUAGACAAGCGCGUCGCCAAUGCUUUCUUCUCCCUCCACGUCCAAGGGGAGGAGGAGGACCCGGUCUAUAUCAGCGAGACGGCAGAACGUUCAACGAACUUCGACUUCCGCUUCUUCGAACUCUCCCGCUCCGUCGACUCGACCGUCCUCAGAAGCCCCCGAGUCACCGUCAAGAUCUGGGCCCAGCGGUCUGAGAAGUGGUCUCUCCACCUCGAGGAGCAGGUAGAUUUGCGCCGGCUCAACUUCCUGGGCAGUAUGGUUGGGACACACUUUCCUCCCAACUGCCUGGUCUUCCAUCUCACCGACGGCAUUUACACUCUCGAGCUUCCCCCCAAGACUUUUCCUCCCAGACAGGGCACCGUCGAGCUCACCUCCUCUUACAACGCCCUUAUGCGGCUGUCCACCCUCGAGCACUCGAUACAAGACGCGCUGGCAGCCCAGAACAUGCUCAAGCAGCAGAUUAGUGACCUUGUCUCUGGCCACUCGGACGGCCAGCUUGAGUUGAACAAGGCUGAGGAUGGCCUGAAGCUGAGCAGUAAGUACGUGGCUGCCGAGCAGAGGUCGGUCAAGAAUGCGAUAGAGCAGAUCGAACACUUGAACGCGUCUAUAACGGAUCGCCGCGACAUGAUGGACCAGGGACGCUCUGCCAUGGACAAGACGGACCAGGAUAUGAAGAAUGCUCUUCUUAAGCUGUCCGACGACAAGGAACAAUGCCAAAAGACAAGAGACGAGAUUCGUGGGCAGCGUCGCCGCAUAUGCGAAGAUCUAAACAAUAUCUUCAAGAUCGAGCCUGUUCCCGACGGCAAACCUCUGCAGUUCCAGAUCCGUGGUAUCCACCUACCCAAUGCCGAGGACUAUGGUGCAGGCUUACUGAGCGGUGCCCAAGAGGACGAACUAUCUGCGGCAUUGGGCCAUGUAACCCUGCUCACCAAGCAUCUUGAGAUGUAUCUCUCGGUGCCUCUGCCAUAUCCUGUCACCUAUUGUGGCAGCCGCAGCUACAUCACUGACGAUAUAUCCAUUCUCAAGGAUCCUACCCGCGAUUUCCCCCUCUAUAUCCCUCGGAGUGGCUCUGCCGCGCAGUUUCGGUUUGACUAUGGCUGGUUCAUCCUGAACAAGAACAUCGAGACUCUCUGCACGGCACAGGGCCUCAAGGUCAUGGACAUUCGGCACACGCUGCCCAAUCUGAAGUAUUUGCUCUUCGUCUGUAGCGCUGGUACCGACGAGCUUCCAGAGCGCAAGAAGGGCGGCGUGCGAGGCCUCCAAGCUGGCAUCAUGCGAAGUCGAGGUGUGAGUCUCGCAGACGACGUUGGAAGCCUGACGUCGAGUCGCCGUGGCAGUGUUGAUAGUGACAUGCCUAUUGGUGGAGGGCUGGGUGGCGAUGACUUGCGACGCAAGAUGAAUGAGCUAGGCAUCAAAACUGCCAAGAGCUCGGAUGAUGGUGGUGAUAGAUCACCAGACGUGUCUGAAGUUGGUCUUCCUUUUCACGAGGGAUUUGGGAAGAUGACGCUCCGGACGAAGGGCAUGCGGGAGCAUGUGGGCAAGUAA